AUGGCACGAUUGGUUUUGCGUGGCUCGUCACUUCUCGGCCGCUGCCUUCACGUCUCAAGCAGAAGACGCCUAUUCUCGACGCCAGCUACAGCCACAGCAUUUCCCGAAGCCUACACCGUGCCACCUCCUCAACCGAAAUGGCGGUCAGGCCAACUUUCACAGACUCAAGUCAAUGAAUACUUCAGUGAGGGAUUUCUACAAACUCCGAAUUUCUUGACCAAGGAAGAACUGGAGCCUGUAAAAGAUGCCGUUGAGGAGUUGGUGGAUAGACUCGCAGAAAAGCUCUACGCAGGAGGAAAAAUAAAAGACAAAUGCACAAGUGCCGGGUUGUUCGAACGCCUCACGUUGUUGGACGCACAAUUUCCUGGCGGAUCCGUGCUCAUGCACAAACUUGGCGUUCUACCCAAAGCAUUUCAAAGCCUUUGGACAAACAAACGACUCCUUAAUGUCGUCGAGCAGUUUAUUGGUCCAGACAUUGCUGGACACCCUGUAUGGAACCUUCGAUGCAAGACUCCCGACAAUGAGGAGGCCACGGUUCCAUGGCACCAAGACAAUGCCUAUCUGGAUGAAAGCUGUCUCAACACACUGCAAGUCACUGCUUGGAUACCUCUGCUCGACACAAACACAACAAAUGGGUGCAUGCAGGUCGUGCGUCGUGGUCACAGACAAGGUAAACUAGCAACACACACCUGCUGUGCAGGAGGUACUUGGUAUGUCGACCUCGACAUCAAAGAAAUGGAAAAAACUCUCAACGUCAACUACCAAAAAGACGUUGUCACUUGUGAAGUGCCUCUGGGUGGUAUCCUGUGGAUGAACAAUGCCAUUCCACAUCGGAGCCUUGAGAACUGGUCCAAUCAAGUACGAUGGAGUCUCGACUUGCGCUGGCAAGAUCCCAACAAACCCAACGGAUUCCACGGAUUGAAGGAUUGCAUCGUGAUGCGUAAAGCAUCAGACAUCAACUAUAAACCCGACUGGAGCAAGUUUGCUUCUGAAGACCGUCAAAGAAUGCACGUGGAACGACUAGUGAAGGAAGGAAAACUCUCUCAAGAGGCCCUAGAUGACGAACUGAACACAGAAAUAACCGGGCCGUGGAUGGAUCGCUGGGAGAUAACACACCACAACAGGCACACAGCUGCAUCAGCCCAUCAGCCGGUCUCGUUCUUGAGAGAUUGCAUCGUGAUGCGUAAAGCAUCAGACAUCAACUAUAAACCCGACUGGAGCAAGUUUGCUGCCGAAGACCGUCAAAGAAUGCAUGAGGAACGACUAGUGAAGGAAGGAAAACUCUCUCAAGAGGCCCUAGAUGAUGAACUGAACACAGAAAUAACCGGGCCGUAUAUGGAUCGCUGGGAGAUAACACACCACAACAGACACACAGCUGCAUUAGCCCGUCAGCCGGUCUCAUUCUCGAGGUAAAGUUGCAUACGACUCUUAAUAAGAAAAAUUGAACAACAAAAUCCCCCGUAUGUGCAAACCGCCUAGCAACCAUAUAUUGCCAUGAUCAGUGAACCUUUUCAUAUUACCUUGUUUCCAUAGCAAAAUUUUAAAAAAUUUAUUACAUAUAAUAACUAUAAAGUACAAAGGCAAAGAUAUCACUAUAACUAUUACAUGGCACAUACUGUGAUCAAUCUAUUCGUUGAAUAUCCUGUAAGGCACAUGCAAAAGCACAAAAACAUGUACUCAGUCGUUGUGCUUCUGUUAGCAGUACAGUACCAGGGCAGAUCACGCGAGGAGGUUCUUUGUUAUCUGUUCCAAUGUAUUGACUUUGACGGCCCUAACCAGCUGUGCCUUGAGUUGCUGCCGUUGCUCUACAUGCACGCUGUAUGUGACCGCUAGUGGCACUGGAUCUGUGUUUUUUACUACUUC
Messenger RNA from Corticium candelabrum, 1863 nucleotides. RefSeq lists its product as uncharacterized. The record is from RefSeq and is a predicted model, not a curated record. The coding region runs from base 1 to 1413 and encodes 470 amino acids. Lineage: Eukaryota; Metazoa; Porifera; Homoscleromorpha; Homosclerophorida; Plakinidae. The transcript has 13 exons.